Molecule: messenger RNA, 682 nt
Organism: Paramecium sonneborni
Lineage: Eukaryota; Ciliophora; Oligohymenophorea; Peniculida; Parameciidae
Source: the annotation of a GenBank genome assembly
AUGAUGCUGAGUUAAUAAAAUUAAAAAGUUGAAUUAAUAUUUUUAAACUAUUAUCCAUUUUUUGGAUCAUAUUUAAUGCAAAAGUUUAGUUAAUUCCUUCUAAGCAUAAUCAUAUUUUUGAAUAUAUAAGAAAAGUUUAAUUUUAAAAGUAAUUUGUGAACUUAGAGAUUUCAUAUUUAAUGAAACCUUAGAAUCAGAUUAAUAUUACAUAUUUUUUCAUCAUUUUAGUCUUUUGUAGGAAGUAGUUACUAAAGAUUAAAGAAUUUCAAGAUGUAGUUCAAAAAUUGCAGUAUUAGCAAUUAAUGAUAUUGGGAACGCACAAGUAGUAUUAAUUGAAUUUGAUUAAAUGCAAGUUUUUAAUAAAAUAACAAUUGAUUAAAUCAUUCAUAAUAACAAAAUUCAUGUGAAUAAAGAAUCUAACAAAUUUGGCAAUUCAUUAAAAAAAAAGAAUUCACUGUUUAAAGAGUAUUUAGAAAUCUUUGAUGGCGAAAAACCUUUUAAGAUCUUCUAACUUUGUAAAAACCAAUAAAGGUAAGAAGAUCGAUCAUAUUUACUAAAUCCAUAUUGUAAAUAAAUAAUGAUUAGAUAUGAUAUUUUGAUUGGAUUUAUCAAAAAAAUGAUUGAUGAUAAUCUUCAUAUACUAUUGAAUUUUGAUAAAUAUUUAGAAAGAUAAACUAUAUGA